AAUGUCAUAGGGGAGGCUAGGCAUCGUACCAUUCCAGUUUGUGUCAAAAUGGCGACAGAAGGUAGUGACUGUGGGACAGAGGCCUUGUCAACUGAAACAAGGAUUUCUUGCUGUAGCAAGCAGUCAUUGGAUGCAGCAGUGGAGAAAGUACUUUGCUCCAUCGAUAGGGUAAUUGGGAAGAAUUCAGAGUGGCCUGAGGAACAGAAGGAACGACUCAGGCGGAGAUUUCGAGAGGUGUACAAGAGUUCCCUCCAUGAAAACUGUUGUGUUGAUGGCCAAUCCUGGGCUGAGGCUAUUGAUGCUGACACAACCAAAGAAUUUGAGCCGGUGGACCUGAAGAAGAAAGCUGAUGCAGAGCAGACGGCAGCCGAUCUGGAUGCGCUGAUUGUGGCAACAGUGGCAAAGCGGAAGGAGUUCCCCCCGAGAUUGACUCAGCAACUGGCCAAGAAGCUUCAGUGUCAGCACACAGCUACAGAGCAGUACAAGCCUGUCUUACCAAAGCCCAUUGAAGACCCCAGUCCAAUUAUAUCUGCAGAAGAUGAGCAGGAUGUCUCCAGCCGGGUCACCGCAUCCAGUGACCAAGUAUCAGUUUUGUCCAGGUUACUGCCUGACUUGGAAGAUAAGUCUGGCCGAAUCUACGAAUCCAUCAAUAUUCAUGCCAGUCUAGCUGCUAACAAAACCCAAAGGGUGAUCACCAAGCCAUCGGAGAAUGAGUCCAAGAUGGCGACAUCCUUGACACCUCUACGAGCCCAAGCUCAAGACAAUGAGACAUCCACAGCUCACCCACAAGCUGCAACAGCUUCUGCACUGAAAAGGCAACGGCUUAUGGCACAGGUCCACAAUAAUAAAAUGAAACGCUACAAGGCUAGACCUGCCAAUAUGGGCAAGCCAACGUGAGGGGUUGGCCUCUUUGGGCUAAGGUUUUUGCAUUUUCUGCUAUUCUUGGUUGUCGUUUGAAUUUUUUUGCUUUGGCAGGUUUUUUUUUUCCUUUCAAAUUUUUACCAAUUCCUUGAGUUUGGACAGUGUACAUCCUUACUCAUUUGGGUGCCCAAGCAAGGAGCAGUAUGACUGAUGACAGCAUAGAACAGUGUAGAUUAGAUUCGGAAUAUCCCAACAUCAAUAAUAAUGUCAAUUUUCCAGCAAUUUUGAUUAAGGUAAAAUCGGUCAAUUUAUAUAUUAUUAUCUCCAUGAAGUCUUUUGAUCAAGUGGUGUGUUUCUGAGCAUAGAAGGAUACAGACCUCCUUCCUCCAGGUCACAUCUAAAUCUGUGCUCCAUUUGUCAUCAGACUGGGGCAGAAACUGAACCCAUGCCCUCCAAAGAGCAGGUUCAUAUCCAGCUUCAUUUUGUUUUGUAAGCCUUCCCAGCCGCAGGUCUAAAUCUAACUCAAUAAGUGGAUUGGAACACUGCAAGUACCAGGCUCGUUGUGUUACUUGACUGGAACAAGACUCAAUCCUGUCUUCAGUACACAUGAUACAUGUUCUAUUCAUGCUGGAGUGAAUUGCUUUGCCCAGGCCUAUAUUUAUUAUAAGAUUAUCUGUUGUGGGUUCAUUUCGUUAUCAGCUCUAAUUUAAUAGCAGAGUGGUGUAUUUUUUAAGCUUUACUUUGCUUUGUUUUUAAGUGAUUAAGAAUGUUGUACAUAGAUGUAGAUAUUAACGUAAACCAUGCGAAUUAUUCUAUGCAAAGAUAUCUUUUGUAUCUUUGCCAAGAUUGUACAUUUUAAGUGAAACAUGAAAUUUCCAAGAAAAAUUCCACAUUUUUAAACAGGAUUAGGAUUGUCCUGACGGAUUGAAUGCCAAGUGUAAUAGUCACGGUUCCUAAACAAUGUCCAGCAUUUGGAACAGAUACAUCGAUGCCAACCAGUGCAACAUCAUUCUCAGAGGCCACAAUUUUCCAUCAGCAAAUCAGAGUGUUUUCGAAAUGAGGGGAUUGGGCGGAGACUUUGGUUUUGCUGGUUGCAGCCAUUUUGAAUCAGCGUUCGAAACCACAUGUUCAAGCUCUGACAGGAAGCAGCGAAACCGAAGUCCAAGCUGAAUCCACUCGUUUCAAAAAUGCCCUUAGACAAACCUAAACCAUGGUGUUAGUCCUCAUCUCCAUUGAGAACAGAAAUGGAUACAACUUUUGAUAUUUGUGCAUAGCAGUUGGACAUGCUAGAAUGAAAUAACUGGAAAGUACCACAAGGAACUAUUGGCAGCCCUCUUCCAUGUAUUUCAGUGCUUGGUGAACAGGAUAUGAAGGGUUUUUCUCUUCAACAACUUUUUUUUGCAUACAGUUGAUACGUAACUCACUCAAAGCACUGUGUACCUGCACACACAUACCUGUUUUACAUACAAAGUGUGGGCAUUCCUUUGUUCUCCUGUGGUUAAGGAAACUUGAGGAAAA
This is a messenger RNA of Acanthaster planci (crown-of-thorns starfish), 2379 nucleotides long. RefSeq lists its product as uncharacterized. NCBI's taxonomy places the organism in Eukaryota, Metazoa, Echinodermata, Asteroidea, Valvatida, Acanthasteridae. Gene Ontology annotation, biological process: mitotic sister chromatid segregation. Gene Ontology annotation, cellular component: MIS12/MIND type complex; kinetochore. The record is from RefSeq and is a predicted model, not a curated record.